AUGGCCAAGGCUAUCGGACUAAAAAGGCGCGGUCACCUAGCUACGGAGUCCCCGGAUUAUGGUCGGAGCCGUUGCGCUUGGGGACUCGCGGGAGACGAAAAAGUCGAUGCGGAGUACACUCCUCCAUCCUGGAUAUUGUGGCUGCAUGAGAUAGCCUUCAAACUUGCUGCUUUCUCAAAUUGUGGCAGGCUGCAGCUCGUCGAACAGCAGAGGCAUAGCCACUAUACAACUACUUGGGCAGGGUGCACAGUAAGUAAAUGCAUUGCUCGCCCUAAGAUCCAGCGUGAGUAUCGUAGCAAAUGA
This is a messenger RNA of Aspergillus niger, 303 nucleotides long. RefSeq lists its product as uncharacterized. The record is from RefSeq and is a predicted model, not a curated record. Lineage: Eukaryota; Fungi; Ascomycota; Eurotiomycetes; Eurotiales; Aspergillaceae. The transcript has 4 exons. The coding region runs from base 1 to 303 and encodes 100 amino acids.